AUGAAAUCAAGCAUAGCAAAGAAGGGCCCAGUUUUGCGCUGGGAUGUGGCGCAGGAGCGGCUGGUGUUCAAUCGGCAUGUCUUGCCCAACAGUAAGAAGCCGCUAGGAUGUCAUGCAACGGCAAAAGGGCUGGAGGUGAUGAAGCUUGGUGACUGUGUUGGUCGUGCGGAUGACGGUACGCGUUUUAUCAAGGAUGAGAAGGCGUUGGAAAAAGAGCUGGGUAUGCUCAAGAAGGCGCGGAAGGCGCUGAAGUUCUUUGGUAGCGUCCCGGCCUCGUGGAAGGAGAAACUAUUGGCGCCAAUCACGGGGGCGGAACUCUUGGCAGAAUUUGCAUACGUGAAGAAGACAGGAGAGGUGGGAGUUUGGAAGGUGGAGAUGGUGGGGCAAGAUGGGCUUGCCUGCCAAGAAUGCGACUGUUUCGAAGAGUCUCGGGUGGGGUCUGCGGAAGUAACUGCAGUUCUUGAUCUGGACAAGGUGGAGCCGUUGAUAUUGAGAGGUGGAAGGGUGAUUGGAGCAAUCGGGUUGCCUGAGCGCAGUCGCAACCUUAAGGUCAGAGUUGCAUACUCGCAGUGUGGUAGGGAAGAGGCAGCAGAGCACUUGUUCGGCCAAACCCGCAUUCAGUCUGUGGUACAGGGACUGCUGAAGGCCCUCCGUAUCAUCAAUCCAGGCAGGAAGAUUACUUUGCUAGUUGAUCUGCUGUACUAG
Messenger RNA from Closterium sp. NIES-65, 705 nucleotides. The record is from the annotation of a GenBank genome assembly. NCBI's taxonomy places the organism in Eukaryota, Viridiplantae, Streptophyta, Zygnematophyceae, Desmidiales, Closteriaceae.